Molecule: messenger RNA, 5326 nt
Organism: Mya arenaria
Lineage: Eukaryota; Metazoa; Mollusca; Bivalvia; Myida; Myidae
Product: tRNA wybutosine-synthesizing protein 4-like
Exons: 16
Coding region: 219-2600 (793 amino acids)
Biological process (GO): wybutosine biosynthetic process; tRNA methylation
Molecular function (GO): protein binding; tRNA methyltransferase activity
Source: RefSeq, a predicted model, not a curated record
UGCGUGACCUGCUAAAUUGUAUAUACUUAAAAAAAAGAAAAGAAAUAAAACCACGUAAUGAAUAUGGAAAUUCCCAGAACCGACAAAAUGUCUUCAACGAAUGAUGGCUCCGAUGUUAAAAGAGGAAGAAACAAAACUUCAAAAUCAAGGAGGGAGACAGCCGUGAGCAUAACUUGGUCCAAGGCACGAAUGACUGCAGCAUUGUCAGCAAGUGCUCUAUGGCAGCCCAGGGUUACUUUGAUGACCCAUACCUGCAGGCUUUCGUCUUGAAAUUGACCCGACGAGCUCCUCUCAUACACAGGGGCUAUUAUGUCAGAGCCAAGGUUUUUGAAUACAUGCUAGAAAAGUUUCUGUCUACAAACAAAGGGCAAAAACAGAUCCUGUCCCUGGGUGCGGGGUUUGAUUCUUCCUACUUCCGACUGUAUUCCAAGGGGCUGCUUACUGACACAGUGCUGUAUGAGAUAGAUUUCCCAGAUCUGGUGAAAAGGAAGAGAGCCUUAAUAGAAGCUCAUCCUGAAAUGAUGGCAAUGAUUGGAACCCUGAAUGCAGAUCACUCCCAGAGAUGUCCACAAAUAGAGCUCAGCGGUUCCCAGUACAAGCUACUAGGGGUUGACCUAACACUGACCAACACUCUGGAUGCCGCUCUCAGUCUCUGUGGGGCAGAUUUUGACCAGCCAACACUGCUAUUGUCUGAAUGUGUCCUUACAUACAUGACCCGGAGAUGCUCUUCCAGUGUUAUAAAGUGGGCAGCAGAGACAUUCUGCAAUUCCGUGUUUGUUCUGUACGAGCAGAUCAACCCUGAUGAUUCAUUUGGAUUGUUCAUGCAGGGCCAUUACAACACCAUGGGUUCCCCUCUGAGAUGUCUCAACCACUUCCCAAUACUCCAGUCACAAGUGGACAGGUUCUAUACACAGGGUUGGGAGAAUGUUGGAGCCAUGGACCUGAACCAGUUUUACCUGACUGUACUUACUGGGGAGGAGAGAGAGAGGAUGGAACAGCUAGAGCCCUUUGAUGAAUAUGAGGAGCUACAUCUGAAGUGCUCACAUUACUUUGUUCUGUGUGGAAAUAAUGGGGACUGUCCCAAGCUCAUACAGGGAUGGAAGGAUUCGAAUCUUGACAAAGCUGGAGCAGAGCCUGUUUACCACAAGGACUGCAUCACCUUGACCACACCCAAUCUGUCCAGCUCUCCACUGCAGAGAUUUGGUCAUGUGACUUGUAGACUAUUGCCACAAGACACUGCUGGACUGUUGCCACGAGACACCACAGAGCUAUUGCCACAAAGUGUGGUGAACCUGGGAGGGUUCGGUGAACAAGGGGGCAAACAUAUGAGGGUCACAGAAUUAGUGAUCACUGACCUUACAACAUUGGAGUCACAAAUUGUGAAUCCAAAUGUGGACAACAAACUUGUUGAAGUGAGCAGAAUGCACGGGACAAUGUCAUGUUUAAAAGAUGGAAGACUGCUCCUGAUUGGUGGAAGAAUGUCACCAAUGAAAUUGUGUUCUCAGAUUAUCGCCAUAGAGAUAACCAAUCAGAAUUGCUCUCAGUCAGAUACUACAUGCAAUAGAGAUGUUAACAAAGAAUCAAAACAUUCAAAUAAUGAUGAAUCAAGACACUUAAGUGCUGAGUGUAGUAGUAAUUCAAAUCAAGUUACGAAAGAUUUCAAUAAUAAAUGUAACUAUUGUAACAAAAGUUUUGGUAAAAAAGAUACAUUUCAAAAAGAAGCUUUUGAGGAGAGGAAUCUUUGUAACUGUGACAGCCAAAUACCAUCUGUGAUACAAGCAACAAGUGAUGAAUCGAAGGGCUCGAACUUGUCAAAUGACUCGGCUGUAAGCAGUGAAACUCUGGAUAAACUAAAUCUGAAUGAUACUGAAAAUGAUGAUGGUCAACAUUCCCAGCUAGCCUGUGGUCAAUGUGAAAGUUUGAAGGUCGAGUGUACGGUGAUAGAGGGAACCUCUGGAGAAGCACCUUGCCCUAGAUGGCGCCACACAGCCGUCCAGUAUCAGAAUAAUGGGGUUGAGAGAAUCCUGGUGUUUGGAGGGAGAAACCAGUCACGACUGGCCCUGGGUGAUUGUUACAUGUAUACGCCAGAGGAAAACUUGUGGACAAAGAUUGAGACAUCCGGAGAUGCACCAACAGCCCGUCAUUCUCACACCGCCGAUAUGUGGCAGGGUCACAUGGUCAUAGCGGGUGGUCUCCUUGGUGAUAGCACCCCAAGCAGCAGUGUGCACCUCCUCAAUGUGGAGUUAAUGUCUUGGAAAAAAAUGGACAUAUGCAUUGAAGCCAGGUAUUCCCACAGCAGUCAUGUGAUUGGUGACUACUUGAUUCUGAUUGGAGGAGUGAGCCUCUCCCAUUGGCUUCCUGGAGUUGCCAUGGUGUAUCUCCCAUCAUGCCACAGUGCAGAAUUCUCACUACCUGACAUGGUGAAAGACAGCAUAGUAAUGCUUCAUCGCCAUACAAGUACUGUCCUAGAUGACACCACCAUCCUCAUCCUUGGGGGAGGAGGCAACUGCUUCUCAUUUGGCACACAUCUCAACUCCUCACCAGUACUGUUGGACAUCUCCAAAGCAUUUGAGGUCAUGGAAGGGUUGCAAAAACAUUGAGCCACUUAGUCCGGUUUAUCUCGGGACAGUUCUGGAUAAAACAAACCUAUAUUGCCGUAGUGGAAUACUAUUUUCUCAAGGCCAGUAAUGCUGGAUAUGAAGUAUGAACAUCAAUAAUACCUUAUGUUGAAAGAGGCACAAUAUCCCUGUCUCUUGAACUGCUAGAUAUCUUUAUCCUGUACCUAGGUUUCUGAUGUUAUGGAUAGGUUGGAUGAAUAUUUAUAUUUUUAAUUUUUAAAGAUGUUCUCUUAUUCCCAAAUAAGAUGUACCACAAUUAAUACAUUUGUUUUAAUUUUCUGAAAAGAAUGAAUUUAUAUUGAAAACAAUGGCUCUUAUGAAGGAUACCAUGUUUAUUUUGAAAGAAAGGUGCAGAAAACAUGAUAUAUCUACCUUAUGAGAUGAUAGUUUAUCACUGUAAAUCUUAAAGGACUCACCAAUCAUUUAAAAUGUGUACGUUUUCAGCUAUUUUAAACAAAAUAACAAUCUUGUUAUCAGUUAUUAAUAUUUUCCAUAAAUGCAUUAUUAAGUAAGAAGCUAAAAGUUUAUCACUUAAAUUCUAUGUAUGUUAUUCAUGUAAAUGUAUUGAUUUUAAAUACUAGUGUCUCCUUAAUCAUUUUGGACAACUCUUAAUUUUUCAUGCAGAAGGGGGGGUCCAGUGUGUUGCCCUGAAAUUACUAAAAGCACUCAGACAUCAACAAUUUGUACUAGGAACUUAAAAAUGCUUUAGAAAUGGAGUUUUCAAAAAAAACAUUGAGAUUUACAUUCCUCCCAGAAUAGCAUUAUUCUAUAGUUAGUCUAAAAAAGAUUUAAGGAGACAUUUAGAAUUACAACAAAUUACAUGUAAAAGUAAAGUUGGUUUUAUAACACUUAUGCAUAGAAACAAAUUUUCCCGGUGUUUUAUGUAAAAGUUUCUGAGUGUUUAGCGCAAAAUAUCUCUGUACUAGCCCAUGCAUGUGGGAAACUGUUCAAUAACACACAUUGUAAAUGCCUUGGCAAACACAUGAGCGUAAACACUCAUCUUUGAUGGAUUGUUUUGUUUUGCUAUUUCAUGUGCCCAGGCUCCCCAGCUGAGUAUUUAACUGCUUUUGAAUCUCUGUGAGGGAAUGUUCACAUAACUGUUUGUUGAAUUGAAAUAGAAUAAAAUGCAAAUAUUACCUAUGGCUAAAAUAAAAAUUCUUGGACUGAAGUGAUCAUUGGAAACUUACAUGUAACUCACAAAUGUUUUGCCCUUAGAUUUACAUGCAGGUCUAAAAAGUACAUUGAUUGUACAUAAACAUAUUUUACUAUUAUUGUUCUGUAUGCAUGGUUUAAAAGCCAUGUCAGCUGUGCAGGACCCAUCAUAUUCAAUAUCUUCUUGAGUCUGAUUUAUAGACUACAAUUCUCAAUUUCAUGGCAAAAUUGCUAUUUGAAGUGCAAUGAUGAAAAAUAUUGCUACUUAAGGAAUGAAUUGCGGGGUUCAUUAUCGGGGUAUGAAGGCAAUUGGGCUGGUCUAAGUGUGUGGAGUCCGAAGGACUCCACGCGUACUUUGACCAGCCCAAUUGCGUUCAUAUCCCCAAUAAUCACAAUUCAUUCCUUAUAUUUACACCAAUACUUCAUUUCAUUGAGGAUAACAUUUUAGUUAUCCUUUCUUACCCAUUCUGUAAAUAGAACGACCCGACUGUAACCAGAAACACUUUUCAAAUGACGUCACAAUAACGCGGGAAAAGAUUUACCGUUUGAAACACUUUUGGCAACAAUACGUUUAAAGUAUAAUAACUUAACACUUUCAUAAAUGUUGAUUUAUAUUUUACGGUGCCUGCUGACACAAUACAAACAAUUACAAGAUCAAUAUAGUUUUUAUGUAUAUUGUUAUGCUAUGAAUUGCGAUCCGAACAUAUCUGAAGAUGUUGCAUACAUCGAUUGAUAAAAGCAAUUGCCAAAAGGCAGAUCAUUUAAGGAAUGGAAGUUGAGGUGUAAAUAUAUAUGUUUAAAAUAACAUAUUUUACAAUACUUUACACAUCUAUGCUCAAAAAUAAUUUCAUAAAAUUACCUUUUAAAGAUUCACUAUUACUCCCAAAUAAGACAUACCAUAAUUAAUAGAAUUGUUUUAAUUAACUGAAAAGGAUGACAAAAUUCUGACAACAAUAGUUCUUGUGAAGGAUACCUUGACGAAUUUGAAAGAAAGGUGCAGAAAACAUGGUAUUUCUGCCUUAUGAGACAAAUAGUUGAUCACUGUAAAUCUUGUAGGACCCAUCAGUCAUUUAAUAUUUGUGCGUUUUCAGCUAUCAAAUACACAGUUACAAUCUUUGAUUGAUAUUUUCCCAUAAAUGCAUUAUUUAGUAAGUAGUUAAAAGUUUAUCACUCAAACUUUUAUGUUUUUUAUGCAUGAAUAUGUAUUGAUUUUAGAUACGAGUGUCACUUUAACAUCUCUUACUCAAGAUAGUAAUGAAUAUGGGUUAUUGAUUUUCGCUGGUUUUCUAUGAUUUUUGUUAAAAUUAUAAAUGUAUUACAUAGUAUUUUAAACUUGCUAUUGCAAUUGUAUAAACUUAAAAUACAUUGUGUUAAACACUUGAUAUGUACAUAUAUACAUUGUUUGGGGGAGGGCCCAACUGAUGUUGGCAUAACUUGUGGCCCCACUCCCUUUGCAUGUUUGAUAACAAACUAUUUGUCUCAAAUACUAUAUAAUCCUGUUUAUGCUGUAUUGAUUAUUUCAUUGAAAUAAUAUUCAUGCCAUAAAAUACUAUGAA